Molecule: messenger RNA, 324 nt
Organism: Candida albicans SC5314
Lineage: Eukaryota; Fungi; Ascomycota; Pichiomycetes; Serinales; Debaryomycetaceae
Gene: PGA16
Product: Pga16p
Exons: 1
Coding region: 1-324 (107 amino acids)
Source: RefSeq, a predicted model, not a curated record
AUGAGGGUUUUCCAAAUUGUAUACAUUUUAAUAAUUUCCAAUUUGAUUUAUGCUACAAGUGGUGGUGGCACAAGUAGUCAUCAUCACAAGAAUGAUAACAAUAUUGCUGAUAAUACAAACAAUAACAACAACAAUAAUAAUAAUAAUAAUAAUAAUAAUAUCACUAAUGCUACAACUACAAGAACAGUCACUACUUCAACUAAAACUAAAACUCAUACUGGAGGUGGUGUUGCUGCAAUGGGUGGUAUUUUAGGACAAAAUGGGUGGUUUUAUGGAGAUGCUGGGUUAAUGGCAGCAAUAUUUGGUGCUAUGCUUUUGUUGUGA